Molecule: messenger RNA, 1765 nt
Organism: Penaeus indicus
Lineage: Eukaryota; Metazoa; Arthropoda; Malacostraca; Decapoda; Penaeidae
Product: heparan sulfate 2-O-sulfotransferase 1-like
Exons: 8
Coding region: 271-1536 (421 amino acids)
Cellular component (GO): membrane
Molecular function (GO): sulfotransferase activity
Source: RefSeq, a predicted model, not a curated record
GGCGUGUGAGGGCACUGGACGGGUUGAAUACGCAACACCCUCUCGUUAGUCAGUCGACUCUCCCUCCAGCGGUCGCACACACACUCACCUACACUCAUUUCGUUGAGGGAAAAGGCCACAGGGAGAUAAAAAACUAUGAUCUUGCGACCCCUUCCGCAAAAAAUUGAAUCCCAAGACACCAAAAUAAAUCAAUGAACAAUACCAACAACUGACUCGUGAAUUCGUGAAACGUGAUUCGAAAAAAAGGAAAUAAAGGGAAAAAAAAUCGAAAUGAGAGUAAAGGUGUUUGAUCCCAAAUUCCUGAUCCUGCUCUUCCAGCUGCUCGUCGCCGUGGGGUUGGUGCUAACGAUGCUCACUAUUCUCUACCGGAAGGAAAAGGGACCGCAGCAAACUCUCUACCAGAAGUACGGAAUCGAACACAUCUUCAGGGACGAGAGAGAUCCCAACGACGUAUACGGACAAUCUGUCAUGCACGUCAUGAACCAGCAGUACAUGCAUCCAGGGGCUCCUGUGGCUUACAUGCAGCAACAACCAGUAGCGGGAGGACAGUUCAUGCAGCAGAUGCAGUACAUGCAACAGCAACAACAAGUUCCUCCUGCUCCAAAUGUCCAGCAGCAGCCUGAAGUUGCAAAGGACUCUGCAACAGGGAACGACGCCAUGGUCCAGAAUUCUCCAGAGUUCGAAAUCGUAGCCUCUGCCAAGAACGUGACGCCCCACGACGCUCGGCUGCUCGUGUACAAUCGUGUUCCCAAGUGCGGCUCGACAACUGUGCUGGAUAUCCUCAACUUGACGGCGAGGAUGAAUAAGUACUGGUACAGGCACUCUCUGCUGUACAACGAGAUGAACCUCACGAGUGCUCAACAAAGGAUGGUCUUGACUCACUUGGGUGUUCAGAACUGGGAGACUCCAAUUAGCUACGAUCGACACAUGUACUAUGUCGAUUUCGCUAAGCAAGGCAACUCUCGCGUCGCCUGGAUGAACAUCAUUCGCGAUCCAGUCGAGAGAAUCAUCAGCGAAUUCUACUUCAUUCGCGUUAAGUCCCGUUGGGAUACGAUCGAGUCCCUCAAGAAAAUCAGCCACAGGAAGCCCCCAGACUCGUGGUUCGAUAUGACCCUUGACGAGUGUGUUCCUGCCAAGCAUCCCGAGUGCUAUCCGAAGCUCGGUCAGUACAUGAGGAUGCAGCUGACCUUCUUGUGCGGAACUGACCCCGUGUGCAGCCAAGUCGGGAACCGCCAAGCCCUCCAGCUGGCCAAGAUGCACGUGGAGCGUCAGUACAGUGUGGUCGGUACCCUUGAAGAGUUUCCUUUGACCUUACGUGUUCUCGAGGCCUACCUUCCGAGAUUCUUCCGCGGGGUCACCUCCCUCGAGCACAGCAGCGGAAACGUGAAGAAGAACGUGGGCGAGUACAAGCCCAGCGUGUCCGAGGAAACCAAAAUGACCCUUAGAGCUCUGCUGAAAGAGGAUGUCGAGCUCUAUGAAUUCGUCCGACAGCGCCUCUUCCUCCAAGCCGAAGCCAUCGCUAAGACCGAGCGCUGAGACAAAGAGACACUCCCUGUACUAAAGAAAGAAAAGUUCAUGUACUUUAAAGUUAUGUGUCAUGAGGGUGACGCAUGGUUCCAAGCCCUUUCUUGGUACAUGAAAAAAAAAAUGAUUGUCUUGCGAAAUCGUACUUACGGAGUACGUUUGAAAAUGUAAAUAUGUAACUAAGUGUUUUAUCAUCAUUUUAGAUCGAUAUUGCUGAUCAAAUUAAAGACACUCGAAUAUU